AAAACUUGGGAUCGACGUUUAUUGCUCUGCCUUCUCUCUGUCUCAAAAACUCGCUCAUAAUUCUUUCGAGGGAGAAAGCAAUUUACGCCAUCGUGACUCUUAGAGACGUUUCCACCUACUGCCAAAUCAACAAAAAAAGGUAUUUUGAUCUCUCAAAUAUGUGUUUCUUUGAAUCUGAGUCUGAACAAAUCUCUGUUAAAGCAGUACCUCUUUACCUGAAGCGACAAGGCUUUCACCCGAGGAAUCCUGAGGAUUUUGGAGAUGGUGGUGCCUUCCCUGAGAUCCAUGUUCUUCAGUGCCCUCUUGGUUUGGGUUGUCUUCGUAGUAACAACAAGCCUGAAUCCAUGGUUUUGCCUGUUACCGUGGAUGCACUUGGAAACGUGGUCUUUGACGCCAUCGUGAGGCAGAAUGACAACUCGAGAAAGAUUGUUUACUCUCGAUAUAGUGAUCUUAUUCCAAAGAUGCUCAAAGACGAGGUAGAUAUGAAUGUUGUGAAGAAGGAUACUACUACUCAAGAAACAAGAGCUGCCAUUGAUAAGAUUGUGAAUGCAGCAAUGCCUAUGAAUGUUGUGAAGCAGUCAGAUGGCCCAAAGUACAUUAAAUACAAGCCAUCCCUGCAGCAAUCUGCAGCAUUCAAUUCCGGUGCUAAAGAGAGGAUCGUUAGGGUUUCAGAGAUGCCUGUAGAUCCACUUGAUUUACCAAAGUUCAGACACAAGCGUGUUCCAAAGCCUUCCGGUUCUUCAGAUGUUGUUCCUGUCAUGCAUUCACCGCCUAGGCCUGCUACUGUCAAGGAUCGACAAGACUGGAACAUCCCGCCUUGUAUUUCCAACUGGAAAAACCAGAAAGGUUAUACAAUCCCUCUUGAUAAACGUCUUGCAGCUGAUGGAAGAGUCUUACACGAGGAUCAGAUCAGUGAUAACUUUGCCAAGCUGUCAGAGUCGCUCGAUGUGGCUUCAGAGAUAGCUAGAGAGACUGUUUCAUUGCGGUUAAAAGUUCGAAGAGAGAUGGAUAUGAAGGAGAAGGAAAGGAAAGAGCAGGAGUUGAGGGCUCUUGCUCAAAAGGCUCGUUCUGAAAGAAACGUUGCUGCAAGUGAGAGUCUUGAUGAUGUCCCAAGAGGGGAUCGCGAGAGUGAAAUGGAAAACGAAGGGCGGAUUCAGAGAGAGAAUAUUCGUGAAGAGCGUCGUAGGGAAAGAGAGAAGGAGAACAGAAGGAUGGAAGUCAAGAAGAGCAAGAUCACAAGGGACAGAGACCGUGAUGUCAGUGAGAAGGUUGCUCUUGGAAUGGCAAAUACAGGAGGAAGAGGCGGUGAAGUUAUGUAUGAUCAACGACUGUUUAACCAGGAGAAAGGAAUGAGCUCUGGUUUUGCUACUGAUGACCAGUACAAUGUAUAUGGCGAAGGGUUGUUUACUGCACAAGCUACUCUUUCAACGCUAUACCGCCCAAAGAAGAAUAUGGAUGAUGAUAUGUAUGGAAGUGCAGACGAGAAGCUCGAUAAGCUCAAGAGCACUGAUAAGUUUAAACCUGACAAAGCUUUCAGUGGUCUGGUUUCCGAGAAGACGGGAAAGAGAGGCAGACCUGUUGAGUUCGAGAAGGAAGAUGAACAAGAUCCUUUCGGUCUUGUCCAGUGGGCGUCAGAUUUGAAGAAAGGUAAGACUGACAAAACCAGGUCUGGAGGAAAUAUGUGAGAGGAGGUUGCUCUUCAAGGAAUGGCUUUGGUGGUUCUGGUCGGACCUAGAUCAAUUCCAAACGUGGCAGCUGAAGUCUGGACUCCUCUGCUCAGCAUCUUUAUCUUUGAUUCAGUAUAACUUCAUAACCUUUUUUUUUUAUCAUUGGCGUUAACUUUAAGGUCUUGUUUGAUCAAAUGUGCUCUUUUUUUUUUUUCAAGUCUCUUUUUCUCUUUAGAAUU
This is a messenger RNA of Camelina sativa (false flax), 1906 nucleotides long. NCBI's taxonomy places the organism in Eukaryota, Viridiplantae, Streptophyta, Magnoliopsida, Brassicales, Brassicaceae. The record is from RefSeq and is a predicted model, not a curated record.